Elgaria multicarinata webbii is the source of this 846-nucleotide messenger RNA. RefSeq names its product proline rich and Gla domain 4 (gene PRRG4). Gene Ontology annotation, molecular function: calcium ion binding. Bases 156 to 824 code for a protein of 222 amino acids. Gene Ontology annotation, cellular component: extracellular region; plasma membrane. The record is from RefSeq and is a predicted model, not a curated record. NCBI's taxonomy places the organism in Eukaryota, Metazoa, Chordata, Lepidosauria, Squamata, Anguidae. The transcript is spliced from 6 exons.
CAAGAUUCUAGACGUGAAGGGAAUUUUCUGGCAAGCCAAGACAUAGACGGACACACAAAGAAGGCCCUAGCAUAUGUCAUUCUGUCUUUAUCUUCAGCAAUAUUUUCUUCUAUCACAGAAGUCCUUGGUUUCAACUCCUGGGAACAAUCUAUGUUAUGUUCUUUUUUUACCUGUUGCUGCUUCAGCUGGGGCUAACGCUGCUUGCAUUUCCUCACUGUUCAAGACAAUUAAAGGAGUCGAAAGAAACAGUGAAAGAAGUGUUCAUUUCAGCAGAGAAAGCUGAUUUUUUUAUUGGACGGCACCUUCUACACAACAGAUUUGACUUUGAACUAAUAACCCCAGGGGAUCUUGAAAGAGAAUGCUAUGAAGAACAAUGUGAUUUUGAGGAAGCAAGAGAAUAUUUUGGAGACGCAGGAAAAACAAUGUCUUUUUGGAAUGAAUACACUGUAAGAAGCCCUGGCACAAAGACAGGUGGGCAAGCAAUGGAGAAGAUUGAUGUUAUGGGGCUUUUGACUGGACUGAUUGCAAUUGGAGUACUGUUGGUUAUAGCCGGAAUACUUAUUUAUUAUCUCUGCCAAAGAAGAUGCAAACCAAGAUUGCCAGGGCAAAGAAGCUGCAGGCGGCAUAACUCAUCCAUUAUCUUCCAAAGAAAUGAAGAAUUUUCAUUAAAUUCUGUCUCUCCACAUGCAGAACCAAUAGGAUUGCCAACUUAUGAACAAGCAAUGGCAUUAAGAGGCAAUUAUGAUGCUCCACCCCCGCCAUAUCCAGGCCUUUCAGGACGGUUUAAAAUGUUCAAGAAGUCUUUCUCACUUCCUGGUCCUUAAUUAAUAAACAUGGCUUUUGUAA